AUGGACAAUCCCGGAUGGCACGCCUACCGGCGCGCACAACGAGACUAUUUCGACCACCCACCACAACGCGGGCCCGAUGGCAAAUAUCCGGUCGAGCAGAUUACACCCAUGGAUGAGUCCUUCAUCGGUGGUUUUCAUCCUCAAAUGCCUUCUACACCCGGGCCUCCUCUUCCACCGAAGGACGACACUAUGUUUCCCCAUAAGGCUCAGCCUGUUGUUUCAGCUAGCGAGCUGACAAGGAUGAGCGCUAUUGAGAGAUCCAAUACGUUGCGGAUAGCACGUAUGACCCCUCACUUACAGUUCAUGGUCGGACCUCUGUUGAGAUACGAUACGGUUGAUGAGCUAGGUAUUUGGCAUGGGGCUGCAAUGAUAGUCACUGCGGAUUCGGGCUCCAUAUAUGAGCCUCAUCCCACAUUGUUCUACGAAUGGGAUCCAGACCAGACCGUUUAUUUCAAUGCUCCAAAAAAAAGGAAACCUGAAAUAGGAAAGCCUUUCGAUCUUGGCCCUCACCCUGCAGAUCCUCACUCUACUUCUGUUGCUGUGAGCACAAGUCAAACAAACGGAAAUGUAGAACAUGGUCCUAGGCACAGACAAGAAACAGCCUUGGGUCAAGAGAUAUGGGUCUAUGGUGGCGCAGGAGGGACUUUCACGUUUUGGCGGUUUAUGAUCCAUAUACCGCUUGAAGCAAAUGAAAUGGCCAUCACAUACAUGGUCAAUCACGGUCAACGAAUGCAAUUUUUCCUUCCAGGUAGAAAUCAUAACAUGAGAUGGGCCAGUCACUCUUGUAAUGGGUUUUCUGCAGGAGUGAAUCCCGACGAUUUCCGUGGACCUGGAUUCCAGAGUGGUUAUGAUCCAUGCUGGACAGAUCUUUUGUCCAAGCACAGCGAACGUCCCUUCCACGCGAUGAUUGGAGGUGGCGAUCAAAUAUAUUGUGACCCGCUCACUCGCGAACCCGAACUACAAGAAUGGGUGACAAGAACGAAAGCUGAGGGGAAAAAGCGUUAUCCUCUAUCAGACGAAAUCACAAAUGCUAUCGAUCGCUUCUUUUUCAGUCACUACUGCAAACAAUUCAGAUCUGGUGCAUUUGCGCGGGCGAAUAGCUCAAUACCAAUGGUGAAUAUGUGUGUUGAUCUGGACGGAAGUGACGAUCGCCCUGGCGCACAUGUCAACCAAUCCGUGAUUAUUGGGGACCAAGGACCUUACGUCCGCCUUCCUUCUCACUCUUUUCUCACAUAUUUAGGACCAAAAUGUUACAUUCUCCUCUUGGAUUGCAGAGCGGAACGUAAAAAAGAUCAGAUUUGUAGUCCGUCACAAUAUCAGAAAGUGUUUGAACGAUUGAAAGCACUGCCUGAUGGCGUGGAACAUCUUGUAGUGCAAGUUGGCGUUCCUAUUGCUUAUCCUCGUAUGGUGUUUUUGGAGAGCGCACUAGAGUCUAAGUUCAAUCCCCUUGUUGCACUUGGAAGGAACGGAUCAAUGGGUCUCUCAGGAUUCGUGAACAAGUUCAACGCGGACGCGGAACUGCUGGAUGAUUUGAAUGACCAUUGGACAGCCCGCGCACACAAGCGCGAGCGGAACUGGCUUGUUGAACAGCUACAGAAACUUGCAUUGGCGGAGCGAUUGAGAAUCAGUUUUCUUUCUGGAGAUGUUCAUUGCGCCGCCGUCGGUGUGUUCAAGACCUUGAAAUCCAAGAAUGGAACAGAACUCGAUGCUGCUAGUGACUAUCGAUAUAUGGUUCAGGUAGUUACUUCGGCGAUCGUGAACACGCCUCCCCCGAACGGGGUCAUUACCAUGGUGUCUUCUCUUGCCACCAAAACUCAUAAAACCCUUCAUCAUAUCGAAACUGAUGAAACUAUGCUUCCUGUCUUCACGAAUGAUACAGACGGAUCACCCCGGAGGCAAAAGUACAUCAUGGGCAAGCGCAAUUGGUGUAGUACUGUGUUUGAUGAGUCCACCGGUGACCUGGUCUUCGACAUUCGAGUUGAGAAAGAGAAAGGAAUAGGACAAUCUACCGGUUAUCCCGUUCGAUGUCCACCACCUCGAUGGAAGAAAGUUUGA
Molecule: messenger RNA, 2055 nt
Organism: Marasmius oreades (fairy-ring Marasmius)
Lineage: Eukaryota; Fungi; Basidiomycota; Agaricomycetes; Agaricales; Marasmiaceae
Exons: 18
Coding region: 1-2055 (684 amino acids)
Cellular component (GO): membrane
Source: RefSeq, a predicted model, not a curated record